GUCGGGGAAAUGUAUCUUCGCCUCGUGCCUAGAUCAGACUCUCCCCUCUCUUCCUCCUCUUCCCUUCAUUUCCUCAGCUUUACACACUUUCGUUUGCUAUCUUCGUUGUUUCCUUUUGGAUCUGAAUAAAUUUUAGGGUUUUUUUCCUGAUCGAAUCAAUUUACACUGUCACACAAAAAAUAAAAAUCGCAUAAAUUUCCAUUGUUUUGGUUUUAUCUUUAGCUGUAAGCUAGGGUUGUUGAGUUGCUACUAUAAUUGCCGCAUUGGGGGAUGGAGAAGAAGAAGGUGGCGGUUCCGCUGGUGUGCCACGGCCACUCUCGUCCGGUGGUGGAUCUCUUCUACAGUCCCGUUACGCCUGAUGGCUUCUUCCUCAUCAGUGCUAGCAAGGACUCUAGCCCUAUGCUCAGAAAUGGUGAGACUGGAGACUGGAUUGGAACAUUUGAAGGGCACAAAGGGGCCGUGUGGAGUUGCUGCUUGGAUACUAAUGCCUUACGUGCUGCAUCUGCUUCUGCUGAUUUCUCAACGAAAGUUUGGGACGCUUUGACAGGAGAUGAAUUACACUCUUUUGAGCAUAAGCACAUUGCUCGAGCUUGUGCUUUUUCUGAGGAUACUCACCUUUUGCUCACUGGGGGAGUAGAGAAAAUUCUCCGAAUCUAUGAUAUGAACCGGCCUGAUGCACCACCUAGAGAAGUGGAUAAAUCCCCUGGUUCAGUGAGAACUGUUGCAUGGCUUCACAGUGACCAGACCAUAUUGAGUUCUUGUACUGAUAUGGGAGGUGUCAGGUUAUGGGAUGUAAGAAGUGGUAAAAUAGUUCAGACACUCGAAACUAAGUCAUCUGUGACAAGUGCAGAAGUGAGUCAAGAUGGCCGAUAUAUUAUAACUGCUGAUGGUUCUACAGUUAAGUUUUGGGAUGCAAAUUACUAUGGAAUGGUGAAGAGUUAUGAUAUGCCCUGCACUGUGGAAUCAGCUUCAUUAGAGCCAAAGUACGGGAACAAAUUCGUUGCUGGGGGAGAAGAUAUGUGGGUUCGUGUUUUUGAUUUCCACACAGGCAAUGAGAUUGCAUGCAACAAGGGCCACCAUGGUCCUGUCCACUGUGUCCGUUUUUCUCCUGGAGGAGAAUCCUAUGCCUCAGGAUCUGAGGAUGGAACCAUCAGAAUAUGGCGGACAGGCCCAUUGACUCAUGAUGAGUCCGAGGAUUUAUCUGCAAAUGGAUCAAUUGAUAAGGUGAAGGUAACUGCCGAUGAGGUUUCACGCAAGAUUGAGGGUUUUCACAUUGCGGAUGAGGGGAAACCCAAAGAAAAGGAAGAGGCAGGGGAGGAAUGAUGCUAAUAACUGCUCAUUUUUUUUCUGGCAGUGUUGGCAUUUCCUAUCAAGUGCCUACUAAUGUAGUAAACUAAGUUAUGUAAAUUUUAGUUUGUAUUGGACACUUACUGAGUUGAACGAGCUUCCUGUUUUAUGUUUGCUUUCAUUUCAACUCUGUUCUGGGACUUUUAGGUAUAUAGGAAUGACUUGGCAUAGUUGUUAAAAAAUCAUGACCAUUGAAUUUGGCUUGAAUCCAGAGAUGAUUAUGUUAAUCUUUGCCAGGAUACAGUCUAGUGUUUUCUUCUUUC
Messenger RNA from Lotus japonicus, 1610 nucleotides. RefSeq lists its product as uncharacterized. The record is from RefSeq and is a predicted model, not a curated record. Gene Ontology annotation, cellular component: SMN complex. The transcript is spliced from 7 exons. Lineage: Eukaryota; Viridiplantae; Streptophyta; Magnoliopsida; Fabales; Fabaceae. Gene Ontology annotation, molecular function: RNA binding; protein binding. Gene Ontology annotation, biological process: spliceosomal snRNP assembly. The coding region runs from base 271 to 1323 and encodes 350 amino acids.